AUGAGCAACAAGUCAGUGAGCGACCUCAUACAGCUCCUUUGCAGUGAUCCCAACAUCACUAUUGUAGAGUGCGUGGCUCAGCUGCCGUCCGAGCGAAGGGUGGUGAAAUCGACAGUUGUGAGGAAGUUAGCACUACGUCUGUCUCUGGCGCCUCACGAUACCGUAGAGCAGCGACUCUUUCUGGCGGCCGCAGCAUUGCUCGCCCUUCACAACUGCGAUGCAAUGAACGACUGUGGCAUGCUGGAUACUGUGGGCGGCCUGGCUCUCACUGGUGGUCUCAAGACUGACCGCCGCUCCUCGAAUCUCACACAUCUCCUUGUGCGACAGCAUGGGCGCUCUUCGGCUAGCGAGUCCCAACCCUCCCGACUGGGCCAGAUCCUUGAGCGAGGUGACAUCCACUUGCCCGGUGGUGGGGGAAAGGUCAACUCUGGUAACCUCGCCUUCACUGUUCUACUCAAUGCCGUGCCAAAAGUGACGAGAAAGUUGUCGGAAAACUUGGUGAAUAAGAUCCUGGAACUUCUGGGAGGUCCCAGGGUGACUGACUCGGGAUUCAGGACUCACGGCAUAUCCCUUCUUAGAGGUCUCAUAGGAAAGUCUGCGACAGUACCUCAAGCAGGGCUAGUGCAGCCUCUGAUCGCCCGACUGUCGCCGAGUCUUUAUACCAGCAGGGUGGAGGUGACCAUUGAUAUUCUACGGGAACUGCGUGAAACCGGCGCGAGUCUGGCCGAGUGUGUGCGACCCCUUGUAGAAAUCGCACUGUGUGAGAGGUCUCCUUACUCUCUCAUGGUGGAGUCAGCUACUCUCCUUGCCUGUGAUGACGUCAACUUGACACAGUUCCACGAGGGCCUCCGAAUGAGGUUCAUGGACCUGUACACGGAGCAUUUCAGCAGUAAUGAUGACGUUGACGCUGCUCGUGCUAGUGGUCGUAUGGCGUGUGCGGUCUUGGCUCGACUAGUGGUCCGGUCGGCUGGUGACGAUGUGACUACUAUGGUGGAUGAAAACUUAUCGGAGAGGCUUCUUGAAGUACUGCGGCAGCUGGUGUAUGUCAAAAGUGAAGCAGGCAUGUUGACUCCGCGGACAGUGGUGAAAAUGCACAUGGAGCUGUCCUGGCUUAAAGGGGAGGACCCAUUCGAAGAUAUGGUCACUCGAAUGGUCUCGGAGGAAGUGGACGAUAGUUCUGCAGCCGAUGGCAUGUCUCUUGAUUCGGAGUCGAGUGACCGCGAAAUGGGUAGCCACUCCAGUGAUGAGGCCUCGUCAUCAUCACAGGACUCAGAGCCUCGAGCCAAGCGGCUCAAGGUGGAACCUAGGAGACUACCAUUAAAGCGUCCUCGACCUGUGGAGACGAGGAGUGAGGUGGCCGCAUCACCAACGAGUGUCCAAAGCGCGCCUUGCCUUGUUCGUCAAGGCCCUUUACUGAAGAGACACCGAACCUGCCAGCCGACAGAUCGACCGCUACUUGCAACUAGCAGAAUACCGCCCCAGCCCGCAGUGCCCGUACGACUCCCCGGGAGGUCUUUACUGCGAAGGCUGCCGUCGGAUACGGCCCAGUCCAAUGGACGACACCUUACGAUAGAAGCCUAGGCAGUGUAAUUCACCAUAGUCACCGCACUGACGAUGGCAGAGUAACAUUAUCAUCACUCGGUCCGGCCGAGUGUGCAUGACCGUCUCGAUAUCAAUAUUUUCAAUACUGACGAGACUUC
Messenger RNA from Perkinsus marinus ATCC 50983, 1700 nucleotides. RefSeq lists its product as hypothetical. Lineage: Eukaryota; Perkinsozoa; Perkinsida; Perkinsidae. Bases 1 to 1581 code for a protein of 526 amino acids. The transcript has 4 exons. The record is from RefSeq and is a predicted model, not a curated record.